AUGUCGAACACAAACUACCCCAACCUCAACCCCCAGCUGCAGAACGCAAAGGAGUCUGCCAUCAACGCUAAGGACGCUGUCGUCAACAGUAAGGUACGUGGUCAAAUCAAUCCAGCUAGAGCUCUUCAUGUCACGAUCUUGAGCAAGCCAGAGCUCCAACUCACCAAACUUCCAGAUGCCAGCGCUGCUUACCAGAACCUUGCCAACGGCCCCGCAGCCGAGAAGGCCAGAAUCGAGAGCCAGAAGACCUCGCAAGAGUACUCAAACCUGAUGGACUCCAAGAGAGUGCCCGAUCAGCCUGCUGCUACUGGCCAGCCCCUGACUCACUACCACUCAUUCUUCUACAACCUCCUCUCCUGGGAGAACCCCCGUGUUACCACCAUCUCCUUCGCCUCGAUCCUCACCUUCAUCUUCUUCACCCGCUAUGUCCCUAUCCUCAAGUACCUCUUCAAGGCUCUCUACAUCAUUCUCGGUAUUACCGCUGCUGCUGAAGUUGUCGGCAAGCUUGUCAUGGACCGUGGCUUCGCCUCGCGCAUGCGCCCUCGCAAGUACUACACCAUCCCUCGUGAGACCCUCGAGGCUUCUCUCGACGAUGUUGAGCAGCUCAUCAACUUCUUCGUCAUUGAGUUCCAGCGCAUCAUGUUCGGCGAGAACGUCUUUGUCACCGUUGGUGCCUUCUUCAUCGCCUUCAUUUCUUACUUCCUCGUCAAGAUCAUGCCUACCUGGGGUCUUGCUCUUCUCUUCACCACUUUGAUCUACACCGUUCCUCUGAUCUACAUUAACAACCGCGAGGUUAUUGACGCCCAGAUUGAACAAGCCAGCACCAUCAUCAGCGAGCAGACCCAGCAGGUUCGCACCAUUGCUGCCGAGCAGACUCAGCACGCUACCGACAUUGCAAAGAGCACCGCCACUGACCUCCAAAACCGUGCCUCUGAGCUCAUCGGCCAGGCCAAGCAGCGUGCUGGUCAGGCUGACGCUCCCAACCCUGCCAACUUAAACCCUGCCAAGGACGAGCCUGAGAGAGAGAUCAAGAAGGAGGAUGUCCAGAACGCCGCCAACGACCUCACCAACAAGGCUGCUGCUACCGCCCAAGACGCUGCCAACAAGACUUCCGCCUCUGCUCAGAACGCCUACGACUCUGCCGCCAGCACCGCUCAGGUUGCUGCUGACAAGACUUCUGCCAUCGCUCAGACUGCCGCCGACAAGACCUCGAACGCCACUGGUCAAAGCACUGCAUCCGAGAGCAUCGACCGCUCCGCCGAGCCCUUGACCGAGUUGAACGCUCCCAGUGUCCCUACCACCGAGCCCAGCGCUGCCUCUCACACUCAGCCCGUCCUUCCUGAUGAGCACGCCUACCACGAGAACGCAGCACCCGAGAAGGUCAGAGCCGAGGCUCCUCUUCUGUAA
Aureobasidium melanogenum CBS 110374 is the source of this 1407-nucleotide messenger RNA. RefSeq lists its product as uncharacterized. The record is from RefSeq and is a predicted model, not a curated record. Bases 1 to 1407 code for a protein of 468 amino acids. The transcript has 3 exons. Lineage: Eukaryota; Fungi; Ascomycota; Dothideomycetes; Dothideales; Saccotheciaceae.